AUGUUAUGGGAUUCGAAAGAUCCAGAUCAUUUAAAUAAAAGCAAGCGAGAACAUUGCUGGAGGAAGAUCUCCAAGGAAAUGAAGUUACCUAUACCCGAGUUGAGAAAGUUACUUGACUCAUUGAUGGGUUCAUACCGACGCGAAAAGUCAAAGCAGAGAAAAAGUAAUAUCACUGAUUCAGGACCAUCACAACAACCGACGCCAUCGCCACAACAACCCGAGCCAUAUCCACAAGAACCCACGCCAUCCCCACAAGAACCCACGCCAUCCCCACAAGAACCCACGCCAUCCCCACAAGAACCCACGCCAUCGCUACAAGAACCAUCGCCAUCGCCACAACAACCAUUGCCAUUGCCACAACCAUCGCGAAAGAAAAAACGGCUGAAUACGAAUGCACAAAAUGAUUCUCUUGACAAUAUAUUGAAGGACACUUGCCAUAAUUGA
Messenger RNA from Parnassius apollo (apollo), 444 nucleotides. NCBI's taxonomy places the organism in Eukaryota, Metazoa, Arthropoda, Insecta, Lepidoptera, Papilionidae. The record is from the annotation of a GenBank genome assembly.